This is a messenger RNA of Geosmithia morbida, 3429 nucleotides long. RefSeq names its product phosphatidylserine decarboxylase. Bases 1 to 3429 code for a protein of 1142 amino acids. Gene Ontology annotation, molecular function: calcium ion binding; phosphatidylserine decarboxylase activity. The transcript has 4 exons. NCBI's taxonomy places the organism in Eukaryota, Fungi, Ascomycota, Sordariomycetes, Hypocreales, Bionectriaceae. Gene Ontology annotation, biological process: phospholipid biosynthetic process. The record is from RefSeq and is a predicted model, not a curated record.
AUGCGCACAAGCUCCGGUACCAGCAGCCCAGGGGGCGAUGCGGGCAGCGGACUCGCCAUCCGGGUCGUCAUCAUGCGUGCCAGGAACUUGGCUGCCAAGGAUCGAGGCGGCACCUCCGACCCCUACCUUGUUCUCACCCUCGGAGAAUCCCGAGUCGUCACCCACACCGUGCCCAAGACGCUCAACCCCGAGUGGAACGUCAUCGAGGAGCUGCCGGUAUCCUCCAUCAACAGCCUGAUUCUGGACGUAACCUGCUGGGACAAGGAUCGCUUCGGAAAGGACUACAUGGGCGAGUUUGACCUCGCCCUCGAGGACGUCUUCCAGAACGGUCAGACCACCCAGGCUGCUACCUGGUACCCCCUCCGGAGCAAGCGCCCUGGGAAGAAGACGAGCGUAGUCUCGGGCGAGGUCCAGCUGCAGUUCACCCUCCUCGACACCACCGCCAAGGGCUCCCCCUCGGCCGCGACGGUGUUCGAGAAGUUCAACGCCCUCGUCCGAUCCGUCCCCGUCGCCCCCGCAGCAGCCUCGUCCCACGCCGCCCGCGCCUCGGCCUCCCGUACCGAGGGGACUGCCGCCCCGCCAUCUGCCACCGGCGCUCCCUCUCCGACGGCCGGGGACGGCGAUGAUGCGAGCAGCAACUAUGAUGACGACGAUGACGACGACGACGACGAUGACGACGACGACGAUGAUGAGGAUGACGAAGACGACGACGAUGACGAUGAAGACGAGCCUGGCGUCGACCAGGCCGAGAAGCGCCGGCGCCGCCUGCGCAUCAGGGGCCUCAAGAAGAGGCGCAGGCAGAAUCCCUACGCCUUCACCAACGGCGACUCGGAUCUGGUCGGCAUCAUCUUCCUCGAGGUUGCCCGCAUCACCGACCUGCCGCCCGAGUCCAACCUGACGCGUACCGGCUUCGACAUGGACCCCUUCGUGGUCGCCUCGCUCGGCAAGAAGACGUACCGCACCAAGCGCGUCCGUCACAACCUCAACCCCGUCUUCAAUGAGAAGAUGCUGUUCCAGGUCCAGAACCAUGAGAAGGCCUACUCCUUCGCCCUGACCGUCAUCGACCACGACAAGUACUCCAACAACGACUUCAUCGCCUCCUGCCACCUGCCCAUCAAGGACCUCAUCGCCAAGGCCCCACACGCCGACCCCGAGACCGGCCUGUACGAGCUGCGUCAGCCCGACGGUCCCGGCGCCGGUCCCGGCGCCGGCCCCGCCGGCUCGUCCUCGUCAGCGGGGAAGAGUCGCCUCAAGAGGCUCGGUCUGUCCCGCACCCCGUCCACCCAGAGUCUGAGCAAGGUGAUACGCCCGGUCCUGACCAAGACGGUGUCGGGAACCAGCACCGUAUCCCAGGUGUCGUCCCCGGAGAACGCCGCCACCUCGGAAUCGGGCGACACGACGGCCACGGCCACGACGGACGGCAGCGCGGCCGUGCCCACGGUCACGGUCGAGGAAGACGGGGACGGCUUCUACGAGUACGGGCUGCCGCUCAAGCUGGUCAACGUGGACAAGUGGGAGGCCAAGCACAACCCCGUCCUCUACCUCCGGGCCAAGUACAUGCCGUACCGCGCCCUGCGCCAGCAGUUCUGGCGCGCCCUCCUCCGCCAGUACGAUACGGACGAGAGCGGCCGCAUCAGCCGUAUCGAGAUGACGACGAUGCUCGACACGCUCGGCUCCACCCUGAGGGAGUCGACCAUCGACAGCUUCUUCACCCGCUUCCCCCACAAGGCCGCCGACAACGAGGACACGUGGGACCUCACCUUGGACGAGGCCGUGCUCUGCCUCGAGGACCAGCUCGAGGCCAAGAGCAAGCACGGCCUGGUCGACAAGCUCAAGGCCGCCUUGCCUGAUCUGGGGAGCCUCAACCUGGCGGGCGGCAGCGGCGAUGCCGGAGCGGCCGUCGGAGCGGCCGCGGUGGCGACGGGCGGAGGCGGCAGCGGCGUCGAGGGCAGCGGCGGGACCUCGACGGCCGGCAGCAAGACGCCCGUGACGGCAGCUGCCGCCCCCGCCUCGGGCGACGACGCCGCCGUCUCGGCCAUGACGGACCUGUCGGACAGGGACGAGGCGGGCGACGACCGCGGCGAGGAGCACGUGGUGGAGAUACGCGAGUGUCCCAUCUGCCACCAGCCGCGGCUCAACAAGCGGACGGACACGGACAUCAUCACGCACAUCGCGACGUGCGCGAGCCAGGACUGGCGGCAGGUUAACCACGUGGUCGUCAGCGGGUUCGUGACGGCGAGCCAGGCGCAGCGCAAGUGGUACUCCAAGGUCAUCACCAAGAUCUCGUACGGCGGGUACAAGCUGGGAGCCAACUCGGCCAACAUCCUGGUGCAGGACCGCACGACGGGCCAGAUCAACGAGGAGAAGAUGAGCGUGUACGUGCGGCUGGGGAUCCGGCUGCUGUACAAGGGGCUGAAGUCGCGGGACAUGGAGAAGAAGCGGAUCCGGCGGAUGCUCAAGAACCUGACGGUCAAGCAGGGCCGCAAGUUUGACGAACCGGCGUCCAGGGACGAGAUUGAGAAGUUCAUCAUGUUCCACCGCCUGGACAUGUCGGAGGUGCUCCUCCCGCUGGAGGAGUUCAAGAACUUCAACGAGUUCUUCUACCGCGCCCUGAAGCCGGGGGCGCGCCCGUGCUCGGCGCCGGAGAACCCGAAGGUGGUGGUGUCGCCGGCCGACUGCCGCAGCGUCGUCUUCAACCAGAUCACGCAGGCGACCAAGAUCUGGGUCAAAGGCCGCGACUUCAGCGUCAAGCGGCUCCUGGGCAGCGCGUACCCGGACGACGUGCCGCGGUACGACGGCGGCGGCGCGCUGGGCGUCUUCCGGCUGGCGCCUCAGGACUACCACCGGUUCCACGUGCCGGUGGACGGCGUCAUGGGCGAGCCCGUCGUCAUCGACGGAGACUACUACACGGUCAACCCCAUGGCCAUCCGGUCGGCCCUGGACGUGUACAGCGAGAACGUGCGGGUGCUGGUGCCCAUCGAUUCGGAGCAGCACGGGAGGGUCAUGGUGGUGUGCGUGGGCGCCAUGAUGGUGGGCAGCACGGUCAUCACCCGCAAGGCGGGCGAGAGGGUCAGCCGUGCGGAGGAGCUGGGGUACUUCAAGUUCGGAGGCAGCACGGUGCUGCUCCUGUUCGAGCCCGGCAAGGUCAAGUUUGACGACGAUCUCGUCGACAAUUCGAACGGAGCGUUGGAGACACUGAUCCGCGUCGGGAUGUCGAUCGGACACUCACCAGACGAACCGCAGUGGGUAUCGGACAUGCGCAGGAGCGAGGCAGACAUCACAGAAGAAGAGAAGAAGGCUGCCAAGAGAAGGAUCCAGGGCAGCGUGGCCGAGGACUCUCCGGAGGGGAGCGGGGACGACGACGGUCCCGGCCGUGCAAGGAGGGAGAGUGGGCCUACGAUGAAUACGCUCGCUGCUUCGGCGCUGUAG